AUGGCAGAAAUACCCAAGAGAGUUGUCGUGGUAGGGCUGGGCAUGGUUGCCAUGGCCUUCCUAGAGAAGCUCUUCAAGUACGACGCUCGAGCGAGGGAGUACAGCGUCACCGUUUUGGGAGAGGAAUCACAUCUCGCCUAUAACCGAGUCGGUCUCACGAGCUUCUUCCAACACCGCAAAGUGGACGAGCUCUACUUGAAUCCUCUGGAGUGGUACCAAAACCUUGCCAAGUAUGCGUUGACAUACCACAUCAAAACCAAGGUCAUCGGCAUCAAGCCCACACAAAGGUCCGUUCUCUGCCAAGAUGGGAGAGUGGUGCCGUACGAUGUCCUUGUUCUUGCCACUGGCUCCAACGCCGCGCUUCCCCGUCAAACCCCUGGAUACGACGCACGCGGCGUCUUUGUCUACCGCACCAUCGACGACUUGACCAGUCUGAUAGACUUUUCCAGCGAUAAAGCAGGGACCGUCGGCGCCGUGGUUGGCGGUGGCCUGCUGGGUCUUGAAGCCGCCAAAGCCAUGAUGGACUUGGAGUCCUUUGCGGAGGUGAAGCUCGUCGAGCGGAACAAAUGGGUCCUGAGCCGACAGCUAGACGAGGACGCGGGCAGCAUGGUCGUUGGUCAAGUCAGAGACCUCGGUCUAGAUGUGAUGCUAUGCAAGAGAAUACGGCGCAUCAAAUCAGACCAAGCUCAUAACGUCACGGGGGUGGUGUUCGAGGACGGCGCGGAAAUGGACUGCUCGACUGUGUGUUUCGCAGUCGGAGUAAAUGCCCGGGACGAGCUGGCCCACGAGGCUGGCAUUGAAUGUGCCGAGGCUGGCGGCGGGAUUGUUGUCCAUGAUGAUUUGAGCACCAGCGAUCCGAGUGUCUACGCCAUUGGGGAAUGUGCCAGUUGGCAGGGCCAGACGUUUGGCCUAAUCGCCCCCGGCGUCGAAAUGGCCGAGGUUCUCGCCUUCAACCUGACACAGGCCAAGCUUCACUCCCCUCGGAGAUUCAAACGACCCGAUCUCAGCACAAAGUUGAAGCUUCUCGGAGUUGAAGUCGCCAGUUUCGGCGACUGCUUCUCUGACCGCGACGGACCGACGCGUCUUCCUCCUCGAUAUGCAAAAAAGCUUCACGGCGGGGAGCGGGAACCGAGACCAUCCAGCAGCACGGUCAAAACGUUGACGUACAAGGACCCCUUUCAGAAUGUCUACAAAAAGUACAUAUUCACCGCGGAUGGUAAAUACCUUGUUGGUGGCAUGAUGAUUGGCGACACCAGCGACUACGUGAGGCUGGUGCCCCUGGUCAAGAACAUGAAGGAGCUCGACAUGCCGCCGGGCCAGCUCAUCCUCGGAGCGCAGAAAGACGGCGGCGGCUGGGAUGACAAUCUCGACGACGACACACAAAUCUGCUCCUGCCACAAUGUCACCAAAGGCGACAUCGUCAAGAGCGUCAAAGACGGCCUCUGCAAGGAUAUUGGCGCCAUCAAGUCCUGCACCAAGGCCGGCACCGGGUGCGGCGGUUGCAUGCCUCUCGUCACCACAAUCUUCAACAAGACAAUGGCGGUCAUGGGCAACGAAGUCAAGAACCAUCUUUGCUCCCACUUCAACUUCUCACGCGCCGACCUGUUCAACAUCAUCAUGGUCAAGCGGCUGACGACCUUGCCCGAGGUGAUGCGCGAGGCUGGCAACGACAGGGAGAGCUCGGGAUGCGAAUUAUGCAAGCCCGCCGUAGCGAGCAUAUUCGCAUCCUUAUGGAACCGGCACGUCAUGGAGAAGCCGGUCCAUGGCCUGCAAGACACGAAUGACCGGUUCCUGGGCAACAUCCAGCGAAACGGCACCUACUCUGUUGUCCCUCGGGUGCCAGGCGGCGAGAUCACGCCCGACAGGCUCCUCGUCAUCGGGGAGGUGGCCAAGAGGUACAACCUGUACACCAAGAUCACGGGGGGGCAACGCAUCGACAUGUUUGGCGCCAGGAAGCAGGAUCUUGUCGAGAUAUGGGGCCAGCUCGUGGCGGCCGGCAUGGAAUCCGGCCACGCCUAUGCCAAGUCGCUGAGAACGGUCAAGAGCUGCGUCGGCACGACUUGGUGCCGGUUCGGAAUUGGCGACAGCGUCGGCAUGGCGGUGCGGUUGGAAGAGCGGUACAAGAGCAUACGAGCGCCGCACAAGAUAAAGGGCGGCGUGAGUGGCUGCGUGCGCGAGUGUGCAGAGGCUCAGAGCAAAGACUUCGGUCUCAUUGCCACGGAGAAGGGCUUCAACGUCUUUAUCGCUGGAAAUGGCGGUGCAAAGCCCAGGCAUGCGCAGCUUCUGGCCAAGGACGUGCCGCCCGCUGAAGUCAUCCCCAUCCUCGACCGGUACUUGAUGUUCUACAUCAGAACGGCAGACAAGCUGCAGCGCACAGCCCCUUGGCUCGAGAGCUUGCCCGGGGGGAUCACGUAUUUGCGAGAGGUGGUGCUCGAGGACAAGCUGGGCAUCUGUGCAUCUCUCGAGGCGCAAAUGCGGGAACUCGUCGGCAGCUUCUUUGACGAGUGGGCCGAGGCCAUCAAGAGCCCGGUCAUGGCGGCCAAGUUCAAGCAGUUUCAGAACACGGACGAGGGCGUCGAGACGGUCGAGGUCGAGAAGGAGAGGGGCCAGAGCCGGCCUGUCUACUGGACCAAGGGCUCGGCCGAAGAAGACUUCAAGGGCUUACGGGAGAGAUGGAGCAAUGCGUCGUGGCACGCAGUCAUCGAGGCCUCCCACUUUAAUGGCGCCGACGCGCUGCCCAACGGUAUCUCGGCAACCAUUAAGCGCAGUGACACGCAGCUCGCCGUCUGGCGCUUCAGGGGCCGGUUCUACGCCACGCAGCAAAUGUGCCCUCACAAGCGCGCCUUUGUGCUCGACGACAGCGUCGUCUCGAGCGCCGAGCGGUCGCCGUGGGUCUCUUGUCCCCUCCACAAGCGCAACUUCGACCUCGGCGACGGCUCGUGCAGCAGCGACAAGGCCCUCUCCAUCGCCACUUUCCCCGUGGAGGCCCGUGCGGAUGGCAUGGUCUACCUCAAGCUGCCGCCCGUGGAGGAGCUCGACGCGGCACUGGGCACGAGCCGCUGGAAGGUGCGCAAGGGCGAGAGCGGCGAGGCACCGUUUGCGGAGCUGGAUGGCAGGAUUCGGCGGACCGGGCAGCGGGCGAGGAAGCCCAAGGGCGAUAGGUCGGGCGUCGGCGCAGCCGGGACGAGCAUGGCAAAGCCGGUCGAGCUGAUGGCCGGGGGAGGCUGUGGGAGGGUGCCGGAGUGGUAG
Molecule: messenger RNA, 3249 nt
Organism: Hirsutella rhossiliensis
Lineage: Eukaryota; Fungi; Ascomycota; Sordariomycetes; Hypocreales; Ophiocordycipitaceae
Product: pyridine nucleotide-disulfide oxidoreductase domain-containing protein
Exons: 5
Coding region: 1-3249 (1082 amino acids)
Molecular function (GO): heme binding; nitrite reductase [NAD(P)H] activity; 2 iron, 2 sulfur cluster binding
Source: RefSeq, a predicted model, not a curated record